AUGAAUAUUAAAAUAUACCUCUCUUCAAAACUGAUAGAAAAGUGUACCUUUUGUGACCUGUACGGUUUGGUGGAAGAUUUACGGGAUGAAAUCAGAUUCACCGUCCUGGACGCCGAACCGCUUCCAAACUACACCGAGCCAAUCGGCAAAAUUUGCAGUGUGACUGACUACACCUUGUUCCGGGGUGCCCAAAAUGAUCGCACGUUCAGAGAAGAGCUGGCAAGAGAAGACAACUUUCUCAGGCUAGCGAUAUCGAACAGUGGUCGUAUAAAACACGUGAUGGCAAAGGUAAAGGGCGUCACAAUAGAGUCCCUUAACAAACUGUUGAUCAUUUACGAUGAGAAAGGCUUUAGCAAUCUGGCAGAGAACGAUUUGAACGCUGAAGACUGCGAUAACGGUCUGUUGCAUCUAGCGAGACUGAUAAAGACCAGUAAACCGGAAUCGAUCGGUGUGGUAGAACAGCUGAGCUCAUUGGCGAAUCAUGAUGCAGUUCAACGGCUUUGUCUUGUAUUACGGCCUGUUGGUAAAUGCCUGGGUAUGCUGUUUCGAAAAACGGCUCUCUAUUACCACUUCACCGAGUGGCUUGAAUGUAUCCGGCAAAAGGAUGCAAACGCUGUAAAAUGGACGCUUCUGAUGGACAUAGGGUUUGGUGUUGCCAUUAUGGGAAUGAUCUUCUACUUCGGAAAUCCUGGUACGAGAUUUAUGCAAUUCGCAGAGAUUAUUGUGGACAGUCUGCUUCAACUUCUUCACACUCUUCGGGGCAAUCCAAUCGGAUUGAAAUUAAAUGGGUCUUUAAACGAAUUUUUCUUUAGCUGCUUUAGCUAUCAAGUCGAUCUCUGGUGGAUGUUUUUAAUUAUCCUUUCACCGGCAAUACAAUUUCUCUUCAUUCCGCUUUCGAUUUUGGGACUAUUUGGAUUAUCGUUUCAAGUGGCCAUGCUUUCAGAUUUGAUCGUUCUAAUAAGCUUGCACGCGCAUUGCUUCUACAUUUAUGUGGCUGUAUUGUACCGGAUCGAAAUCGGAGGAAUAAGAGCUCUUUAUCGAACAGUGCUGGGAAAGAAGCGUAAUGUGCUACGGGAUCGCGUAGAAACGCACGACUAUAUGAAUCGUCAACUUUUCCUAGCGACUCUAUCCUUUACAGUGCUGCUUUUCUUAUUACCGACAAUUUUAUUCUACUACAUCGUGUUCGCGUCGCUUCGGUUAGCCAUCUACUGUUUGUCGUACACGCUGAUGAAGUUACGGCGCACCAUAUUACGGUUUCCGUUCGAUGCUAUGGUCCGAUGGCUAAGGGGAAUUUACACCAAUCUGGAAAGCCUCGAGAUACACAACAUUGGGUCGAUAGCGAAAGAAAAUGUGACGAUCACAUAUGUAGCGCCAAGAUCGGCUACGUUCUGGUUUCGAGACACUGCCAGCGAUUUUCCCCGUUGGGAAUCGAAGUAUCGAACGACCACUACGGUUGGACAGUUUUUAGUUAGCUUAAUAAAGGGAGAAAUGGUCACGUUCAUUCAACCGGAUGAGUGGAUCUUGCCUCCGCCCCCGAAUAAGGACUCAUAA
This is a messenger RNA of Anopheles nili, 1551 nucleotides long. RefSeq lists its product as uncharacterized. NCBI's taxonomy places the organism in Eukaryota, Metazoa, Arthropoda, Insecta, Diptera, Culicidae. The coding region runs from base 1 to 1551 and encodes 516 amino acids. The transcript has 5 exons. Gene Ontology annotation, biological process: GPI anchor biosynthetic process. Gene Ontology annotation, cellular component: endoplasmic reticulum; membrane. The record is from RefSeq and is a predicted model, not a curated record.